Prorocentrum cordatum is the source of this 729-nucleotide messenger RNA. NCBI's taxonomy places the organism in Eukaryota, Dinophyceae, Prorocentrales, Prorocentraceae. The record is from the annotation of a GenBank genome assembly.
AUGCUUGCCCCUACUGCGGGGUCUGUGCUGGAUGCUGUCGCCGGGACCAACGCGCGAUCUGGGGCCAUCGAUUUCCGCGGGCAGGCGACUCUGGCCCCAGCGGGCGCCCGCGGCCGCCGCCCAAGGUCAGCCGGGCCGCGCGGCGACGGCGCUCGCUCACCGAGCCGGCGACCGCCGAGGUCUGCUUCGGGCUCGCCCAGCAGUGCUUCAGCCCGCGUCCGGCCUCAGGCACCCUCCCCCUCGACCCUGGGGAGGAACGGGCCAAGGGCGACUUCGCGAGAGCCGCCUGCUGCGCUGGCGCCAAACGACGUCAUCGACGAGAGGCUGCUGAAAAUUCACGCACACCUUCGUGAGCAAUCAGAACACGGGGAUCGGAUGUCUGUGAUUGGCAGCCGUUUUCGUAUAAGACUUACAGAUGUACGUGCUUGCUUUGUGGUGACAGGUGUUACGACGCAUGAUGCUUGGAUCACCACUUUUCCCCACUCCAACACGUAUUUCGAAGGGUUGGACGUCGCUUUCACGAGGCAGAUGUUGCGUUCAGAGUGCAAUGCUUUCGGCCACGUGAUCACGUGCAGGAUCCUCUCGAAGGGGCGUGCUGGAAAUUGUGUCAUGGUGAAAUUUGAAGCUAUCCGAGGCGCACUGGUCGCUUCAGUGGGCUUGAAGGAGAGGCACCCGGAGUGGAACAUCACAUAUGCAGCUCGUGACGCGGGGCCCACUGCCAACUUCUGA